This is a messenger RNA of Malaclemys terrapin pileata, 1927 nucleotides long. RefSeq names its product fatty acyl-CoA hydrolase precursor, medium chain-like. Lineage: Eukaryota; Metazoa; Chordata; Testudines; Emydidae. The transcript has 13 exons. The record is from RefSeq and is a predicted model, not a curated record. The coding region runs from base 155 to 1855 and encodes 566 amino acids.
UUUUAAAAACAGAUUUCAACACAUUUCUACCACGUGUUUGAAAGAGAAUGUAAUUCUGAGCUCAUAGUUGGACCCUUGUAGUGUGACUUUUGGGCUUGCUUUUUCAGCAGUUAAAACAAGGAAGACAACACCGUGUUCAAGUGCACAGAAGAAAAUGUCUUUUCCUGGUAGGAGUUCCCUGCUUUCAUCCCUGAUUUGUGCAGCAUGGGUGAUCGCAAUUCUCGCUGAGGGACAACAAAUCAAACAACCAGAAGUGGCUACCAAAUAUGGGCGACUGAAAGGAAAAUGGGUUGCUGUCAAGGGAACUGACAGACUUACAAAUGUGUUUCUUGGAAUUCCUUUUGCAAAACCACCUGUGGGAGCCCUGAGAUUUUCCCCACCACAACCAGUUGAACCGUGGAUCAGUGUGAGAGACGCAACUUCUUUUCCACCAGUGUGCUUACAAGACCAGACGAUGCUGAAAAAAUUUGAAGAACUUUUUCCAACUAAACAAGUUAACUUCUCAAUUUCUGAAGACUGUUUGUACCUGAAUAUUUAUACCCCUGCCCAUUCCAAUGAGAGAGCCAAGUUACCUGUUAUGGUGUGGAUCCAUGGAGGAGGUCUGUUGAUGGGUGGAGCUUCAAUGUUUGAUGGGUCUGCAUUAUCUGCCUAUGAGAAUUUGGUGGUGGUAACCAUACAAUAUCGAUUAGGUAUCACUGGAUUCUUUAGUACUGGUGAUGAACAUGCUCGUGGAAACUGGGGCUUUUUGGAUCAAGUGGCAGCUCUCCAGUGGAUUCAAGAGAAUAUCAAACAUUUUGGAGGAGAUCCAGGAUCUGUCACUAUAUUUGGAGAGUCUGCAGGAGGAGUCAGCGUUUCUGUCCUUGUUCUAUCUCCAUUGGCCAAGGGCUUGUUCCAUAAAGCCAUCUCUGAGAGUGGAGUUGCACUUCUUUCUGCCAUGUUCAGUUCACAUCCUGAAGUGAUUGCUAAGGUAGUCGCUAACAUAACUGGCUGCGACUCCUCCAGUUCGGCUGCCAUGGUUCAUUGCCUAAGGAAGAAACCAGAAGAAGAAAUGAUUUUUAACUUUCAACAACAACAGCAAGUCGGAGUUAUCCCAGCAGUUAUAGAUGGUGUGUUUAUUCAGAAGAACCCUGAAGAGCUAAUGGCUGGCAAAGACUUCAGUGCUGUCCCAUAUAUAAUAGGAAUAAAUAAUCAUGAAUAUGGUUGGCUGCUUCCUUUCUUAUCCGACAUACCUGGCUUGAAGGAGGGGAUGCAUAAAGAAACCAUCCUCUCUACAUUACAACUGCUGCGUCCGCUCUUGUCUGUGCCAGCUGAAUUUGUGUCUCUGAUAACAGAUGAGUAUCUGGGAGACACAGACGACCCUGUCGCCCUGCGGGACCGGUUUCUGGAUUUGAUGGGAGAUGCAAUCUUUUUAGUUCCAGCUAUAAAAACAUCCAAUUAUCACAGAGCGUCUGGAUCUCCUGUCUACUUUUACGAAUUCCAACAUCGUCCAAGUUCAGCAAGUUUCAAACCUGAUUAUGUAAAAGCGGAUCAUGGAGAUGAAAUUAGUUUUGUCUUUGGAGGGGCAUUUGUUACUGAUGAGACGUCACUGACUGCUUCCAGAGAUGCUACAGAGGAAGAGAAACACCUCAGCAUGACAAUAAUGAAAUAUUGGGCUAACUUUGCUCGAAAUGGAAAUCCUAAUGGCGAAGGUUUGGUGGAAUGGCCGGUGUAUGACAUGAAUGAACAAUACCUGGAGUUGAACUUACAGCAGAAGGAAGCAAAGAAACUGAAAGGGAACAGAGUUGAGUUCUGGACAAAGACUCUGCCUGAAAAAAUCAAGAAAAUGAAGGAAAAGAAAGAGCAUGCAGAAUUAUAAUUCAUAAUCUGUGGGGGAGAAAGGGCAUGUGUGUGUGUGUCACAAAAUAAAAUCAGAUACAAUUGGUUUAAA